AUGACAAAUCACAGCCUCACUGACCAGGAAGAUAAAAGUAUUGCCCGACUUGAAGCGUGCAUUUCCAAAAUGGGGCAAUACCAAGCCCAUAUGAAAAAACUGGAAGAGCGCAACGAGCUCCUUGCUGCCCAAAAUGCUCAGUUCAAAGAAGAAAACUUCAAACUCAAAGCAAAGCACGCACUAUCUCGUCUUCCGUCGACAGAUGAGAACAAUAACAAAACUUAUACUGCUUUUUCUACUGUAUCCCUGCCUUCUUUUCCUCAACAAAACUCAUGUCCAUCACCUAAUGAAGCUGUUAUUUAA
This is a messenger RNA of Oikopleura dioica, 303 nucleotides long. NCBI's taxonomy places the organism in Eukaryota, Metazoa, Chordata, Appendicularia, Copelata, Oikopleuridae. The record is from the annotation of a GenBank genome assembly.